Molecule: messenger RNA, 768 nt
Organism: Leptomonas pyrrhocoris
Lineage: Eukaryota; Euglenozoa; Kinetoplastea; Trypanosomatida; Trypanosomatidae
Exons: 1
Coding region: 1-768 (255 amino acids)
Source: RefSeq, a predicted model, not a curated record
AUGAAGCGUCGCCGAAUGCCACCUUCCUUUUCUUCUACGACCGUGAAGGGGCGGAACCACCCUCGAGUCUUCUGCGCGUCUGCGUCUGCCAAGAUGCCAGCAUUGAUCAGCCGAGUCGCGUCUGUUUCGCAAAAAACGUGCCUGUCGGCUCCGCGCCCUGCGUGUGCGGCUCACCCCCGAUGGUGUGCCAGACGUCGCCAAAGCGACUGCGCGUGGCGGAGCUCAUACGUGCCACGACCGCGUCCAGGUUCAUUCGGUGAGGCGUCGACCUUCAGUAACGGCAGCGUCAGCGUCUGCUCCUGUGAGGCCACCCGGCCAGUCUUGUGUCGCCGGGUGAGUGUAUGGCGAGAACCCCCCGGGCAGUUUGCACGCCAUUUCCGGCGGGACCCAUGGAUCCUCCAUUUCGUGUGCAGCGUCGGUGCAAAGGCUCGAGACAUCACUUUGCGUCAUUGUCUCCGUGCGAUUCAAAAGUACCGAGUGCGGCCCCGAUGUAGCCGGGUGGUGCUGCGAGAGAAAGGCCUCCGGAUUGUCCGCGUGCUUUCCCAAAGUGGUGACCGUGUGCAGACCUGGUGGGGUUGCAACCGCCGUUGUUUGGUAGGUGUGCGUCGCCGCGUGCACCAGCGCUCUUCGUUUGAUGGAAUGCGCCGAGUGUCCGUACCUCUUCAGGAAACUGCACAUCCGCUGGGUAGACAUCGUGGCCACUGGAGAAUUCUUGUCGGGCAACUUCGCCAGCGCCUGACGAAUGAUCGCGGCAUCUGGGGUUGGUGA